UAAGCUUUGUUGUUUUACAAUAUUUUCACUUUUCUUCCUUCUACAUCAAAGAAAACUCUUCUGCAUACCUUUUGUUAGUUUCUUGAUCAAGUCUGCAGAUAUGGGAGGUUCUUCACCAUGCGCCUCCUGCAAACUGUUGAGGCGUCGAUGCGCCAAGGACUGCAUCUUUGCCCCUUACUUCCCUUCUGAUGACCCUCACAAGUUUGCUAUUGUUCACAAAGUCUUUGGUGCUAGUAAUGUCAGCAAAAUGUUGCAGGAGCUGCCAGUUCACCAGAGACCGGAUGCGGUAAGUAGCUUAGUUUAUGAAGCAAAUGCAAGAGUGAGAGACCCGGUAUAUGGAUGCGUUGGGGCCAUAUCCUACCUUCAAAAUCAAGUAUCACAGUUGCAAAUGCAGCUUGCGGUGGCUCAGGCUGAGAUACUUGGCAUUCAGAUGCAACAGGAACCGGCCAUGCCAACUCAAAUAGAACAAGAUGACAAGUCUUUCCCUCUAGCCACUAAUUAUAACUUGGAUAACAUCUCCCAAUCCCUCAACUUCGCUUCGUCUAGCAAUGUAAUCCAAGAUCCAGCUCUCAAAAGAGAGUCUCUUUGGACUUAGUUUACUUUUAUUCACCUGCCUUUGCCUUUCUCAAAUGAAGUAGUACAGUACUCUUUUUUUUUUCUCUCAUUUUUGUUGGAUAUGUAUGGUUUUUGUCUUGACGCCUGCAAGAAAGAAGAAAAUGAUCCCCCAUGUGAAAUUAAAGGGGAAAAAGGGAGAAAAGAUCUCAUUAAUAAGGCUAACAUAUAUCAAUCUUGAGUUGUGGAAAGAGAAGAAUUUUGAUGGGGUCAAACUCUGCAUGUGAGGUACCAAGAAAAUUAGGGUUUAGACUUUAGAAAGCUUCUCUUUCUUGAUAAAGACGCUAUAACUAA
Molecule: messenger RNA, 906 nt
Organism: Durio zibethinus
Lineage: Eukaryota; Viridiplantae; Streptophyta; Magnoliopsida; Malvales; Malvaceae
Gene: ASL5
Product: Lateral organ boundaries (LOB) domain family protein
Source: RefSeq, a predicted model, not a curated record